AUGCCUCGGAUAAUGCUACCCGCUUCACCGCCUCCUGGUGGUGCAUUAUCAGCGUUGGCGAGCGUCUUAACAACUGUCUCAGGAAGAAUUGGUGGUGUGAUGGCGAAAGGAAAAGCGAUGCAGGCAAAAAUGAGAGCGAACAAAGUCGCUCCCAUUGAGUCAAAGAAGAUUGAUAGAUUACCUGCUACAUUGCUCGUAGUGCUUGGUGGAAUGUCUCGAGGUGGUUUCACGAUGUGGGAACCACUUCCCCAAUCGUGGAAUGAGUGGUUCGGUCACCAUCUCUUCUAUUACGCCAUUUGUAUCUACGAUGUGGCACUUCUCAUCUUCUUGACAGCCUUGGCUCGUGGACUGAUGACUUUUAGCAAGGUGCUGGUCCGUGCUCACUACCUGUUCUGUUAUGUGUCCUUAGCAGUAAAUACGAUCUUUUUGGCCUUCUCCAUAUGGACUCUCACGAAACCAGGUCCAUUCACAUGGAAUGCAACCAACUGUCUGCUGGUAUUUUGCUUUGCGAUGCAAAUUCCACUGCAAUUAUGGGCUCUGACCGUGGUGAAAAGUUGUCAGGAUUUCUUUGCACUCAUUCAUGUCUUUGUUGCGUUGGCUGAGGCGUGA
Molecule: messenger RNA, 609 nt
Organism: Cooperia oncophora
Lineage: Eukaryota; Metazoa; Nematoda; Chromadorea; Rhabditida; Trichostrongylidae
Source: the annotation of a GenBank genome assembly